Messenger RNA from Acanthochromis polyacanthus (spiny chromis), 6805 nucleotides. It is a transcript of the gene akap12b, whose product is annotated as A kinase (PRKA) anchor protein 12b. Gene Ontology annotation, cellular component: cytoplasm. The record is from RefSeq and is a predicted model, not a curated record. Gene Ontology annotation, biological process: regulation of protein kinase C signaling; signal transduction. Lineage: Eukaryota; Metazoa; Chordata; Actinopteri; Pomacentridae. Bases 159 to 4394 code for a protein of 1411 amino acids. Gene Ontology annotation, molecular function: protein kinase A binding; calmodulin binding. The transcript has 4 exons.
GGGCGGAGCUGCACCGCUGCACUGCUCGUACUUUUCGGACGCUUUUGGAUACUCGUUUCAGUCGUGCUGUCCGGUUUGGCGCAGAGGCUCAUCGAGAGAGCAGCCAGAGACGAGUCAAGAAGAGAAGUAGAAGAGCACAUCUGUGAUUGUUGUUCAUCAUGGGAGCAGAGAGCUCAGUGCAGCGGGACGGGAAGAGCCAGGAGGAUGCAUCAGUCUCAGCUUCAGCUUCAGCCUCCGCCGGGGAGCUCCAGGAGGGAGGCAGCGUCCUCGACAGCAAGCCUCUGCAGAAAAAUGGCCAAAUCUCCAGCAUGACCAGCCUGAACGGACACUCGGAGGACAACACGCUGGCAGAAGUUGGCCAGCCGGAUGGUGUGUCUGUGGCUCAGAAAGAGGAGGCUCCUGAGACCAUGGAUACCGUCCAGGAUGAAGUGACUCCUCAAGUGAAUGGCGAGAAAGUUGAUAAAGAGUCCCCUGAUGCAAAUGACAUAUCUGCUGUUGAGGAAAAGGCAGCAGAGGAAAAGCCUGAUGAUGCCAGUGAAGUGGGCUUCAAGAAGAUAUUCCGCUUUGUGGGCUUUAAGUUCACACUCAAGAAGGACAAAAGUGAGGAGAAAGACCCUGUGAAGCUACUGACAGUCAAAGACAAGGAAGGAGAGGAAGUCAGCGGAACUGACGAACCUGCAAAGGAGACAGAGGUUGCAGCUGCUGAAGAAACGAAGGCUGAAACAGAGGCAUCUGCUGUUGAGGUUCCACCUGAAGCUACUGAUGAGGUGGCCAAAGAGGAAGGAGUUGUGAAGGAAGCUGAGACCAGUCCAGCAUCUCAGGAGACUGUGUCUCCCUUCAGGAAGCUCUUCACUGGAGGACUCUUCUCAAAUCUGCGAAAGAAAUCCAGCAUUAAGAAGACAAAAGAGGAGGAAGACAAGGAGGCAGCUGCUGAGGAGGAGAAAGCUGAUGUAGAAGAGAAGGGGGAGAAAUCUGGGACUGAGCAUGAAACCAAGGAGGAACAAUUAGAGAUUUUUGUGGAGGAAAUGUUAGGGGUCAAGGAAGACACCCCAACCACGUCAGGGAAUGAAAAAUCAGAGGUAACUCCAGAGCCCAAGGAUAUCCCUGAUGAAACUACUGAUGACACCAAGCAAGAAGACCAAAAGGCAGAGGCUGGUGCAGAAGAGGAGAAGGCUCCAGCUGAGGUGACUUCUGAGGCAGAGCUGCUGUCCUCACAGGAGAAAACGAAGCCUCAAGGAAGCCCCCUGAAGAAGAUCUUCACCGGAGCUGGCUUGAAGAAGCUCUCCACCAAGAAACAGAAGGUCAAGAAAGAUGCUGAAUCAAAGCCCUCUGAAUCUGGAGAGCAGGCAGCUGAGCAACUCCAAUCCUCCACAGAGAUAGCAGAGGCCCCCAAGGCAGACAGUGGGCCCUCAUCUCCAGAGGAGUCAGGAGAGCAUGUUAUGUCUGUGGAGGUGACCCAGAAUGAAUCUAGUCAUGAGAAUGAAGGUGAAGUUUCAUCUGAUGGAGAGAAGAAAAAGGAGGGCAUCAUUGCCUGGUCCUCCUUCAAGAAACUGGUAACACCCAAGAAACGUGUAAAACGACCCUCUGAAAGUGAAGAUGAAGUCACAGCUGAGAAACCAGCCAAGUCAGCCACCCUGUCCUCCUCGGAGAGUGCUGCAUUAGCAGAUAAGGGUACUGAGGAGGAGGGUAAGGAGGAAAAGCCCUCUGAGGAAGAACCAAACACUGAAAAUACUGAGAAACUGGUCAGCAGCACAGAAGAACCCAAAAAGAAAAUGGACACUUCUGUUUCCUGGGAGGCUUUAAUGUGUAUGGGUGGGCCCAAAAAGAGGACAAGGAAAACCUCUGAUUCUGAUGAUGAGGAGACCAAGAUUGAAGAGGAAGUUCCACAGGGGGAACAGGAGAGCAAAACUGAAGCUGCCGUUGUCACUUCCCAAAAUACAGAGAGUGAAGGAGAAACCGUUUCUUCACCUGACCCUAUAAGCAGCCCCCCUGAGAGAGAGUCCACCUGGGACACACUGAAACGAAUAGUUAUGUCAAAGAAUAAGUCCAAAAUUGAGGAAAAGCCCGAGGAGUCUUCAGACCAAGUCCUGUCAGAUGGUGAGAUACCAAAAGAUGAGUCAUCUUUCUCUUUGAGGAAGCUCUUCCCUGGACGCAAGAAGAAGAAGGUUGAAAAACAAUCCUCCUCUGACCUGGCCUCAGGUGAGGAGGACUCUGACACCCCAGCUGUGGUUCCUCUCUCAGAGUAUGAUGACCAAGUUGAAGCUGAAAAAGAAACACCAGCAGAACCAGCUGAAAUACAAAUUAAAGUGUCUGCUGCUGAAGACAGAUCCCCUUCGUGGAUCCCAGCAGUUGUUGAAGAUACUGAUGAUAAAGUCGAUCAGCUGAGUGAUAUCCCAGAGGAGGCAGAGAAUGCUUCCACACCAAAGUCUGUCGAAGUUGACCUUACAGAGGCUGAAGAUAAGGCUGCACUGCUUCAAGUUCGAGGGCGUGCAGGGCGCAGGCUCUCCACUGCUGAAGUGAAACCAGUUCCUCAGGCUCCAGAUGCAGCAACCACCCCUGUUGCUCAGGGACCCACUUCAGAAAGUGCAGUAGAGGUUGUGCAGGGUAUUGAGGCCCAAAUCAGUGAAAUCCCAACCCAGACAUCUGUGACUGUAGAAGAUGUACCCAUGGAGGCAGCCUCUGAGCAAAUUGAGCAAGAAAUAGCGACUGAGACUGCUACAUCUGUGACAAAUGCUCUUCUGGAGCCACAUGCUCGUGAGGAAGCCAUGGCUAUCUGCAUUGGCCUUGACACCAAGGAAAUUGCCAGAGUAGGUCUACAGGAGCCUAUGCAGUCCAUUGUUGAGUCUGUGGCUGUGCUUUGUGAUCCUCUGAGCACAGAGAUGUUAGUGAAGGAGAAGCCACCAAGUACAGAGGAAGCAAGCGUUGGAGAAGACGAAGUGUUCGUCGCUCAAAUACAGCAAGUAGAUGCUACUGAUCUUGAGCCACCUAUUGAAAAUUCAGUGUGCAUAGACCCAGAGGUUGAAGUCACCAAUCAGAGUUCUGAACCUGAGUUUGAGAUUCUUGGAGCUGUCAGCAGGGUUGAUGUUAACAUGGAAAAUAGCCCUGUAACAGAGAUAAUUGAGCCUUUGGCACCCAACUCAUAUGAAACCAUGCAAAGCGCCAUCACAGAGCAGACUGAACCAGUCAUCCCCGUAGCCGCACCAAGUGAAGAGACUCCCAUUGUCACAGAAACAGUGGUGCUGGUCGCCCCACUCGAUGUUGAGUCUAACCAAGUGGUAUCAUUACAGCCAGUUUUUAUGGGAAAUGCGUCAUUUUCAGAAACUGUUGAUACUGAAACAGUCAAGGUACAGAAAACCAAAGGGGAGGGUGCUGUUGCAAGGACUGUGAAGGCCACAGCCAUCCCCACUGAAAAGACGGAUAUCAGUGCAAUCAUUGAGCACGCCAGCAUGAAGAUUGAAGGAGUCAAGGAGGACGUCAAGCAGGAAGUCAAGCAGGAAAUCAAGCAGGACAGUGAGAUUGAGGCCCAGAGCAUGGUCAUUGCCCAGGCUGUCAUUCAGGAUGCGGUGGAUAAAGUUUCAGAAGAUGUGCCUGAACACAAGAAGUCUCCCAAGCAAACGACCCUCAUUCCAAGACCAGUCAAGGCAGUAGCAACAACAGAGAAAGAGAUUGACGUCAAAACUGAAACCCCUGUUAUCACUGACACCCCUGUUGCUGUUGACUGUGAAAAACCAUCAGCAAAAUUAUCUCCAUACCUCUGUCUUGCCAUGGAGGUCUCUGACACAAUCCCAUUAGAGUUAGCAGAGAGCCUUGAAGGGGAAAAGAAGGAUGAGAAGCCAGUAAAAGACUUAAAGAAAGCUGUGGAGGUAAAAGCAAGUGAAGAAACUGUCAUAGUGGAAGAAGUAGAAGAGAUAAAGGAAGAGACAGGUGAAGACCUUGAACAAAGCAAGGAGGAACAGAUCAAUGAAGAUGAGGAGCCAGAAGUAGAAGAAGCAGCUGAGGAAGUGAAAUCACAGCCAGAGGAAGCCAAGUCAGAGGCCCCUUCAGGGGAGAGCAAACAGAAAACACUCUCAGUCCACAUGCCAGUCCAGGUUGUUCUGCAGACAGCGGAGAUGAUGGAGGAACUUACAUUUGAAGAAGAGGCUGCGGAAGAGUUUGGCGGCGACACUCUACCAGCUAAGAGACCCAGUUCACCAGCUAGGAGCCCUUCAAGAGGAAACAAACUCCCCGUGUUGUCAGAAGAACCUCAAGCGGCAGCAGAGGAAGUGAGCCAACCAGAGACGGAGAAAGCACCAUCAGCGAAGUGUGCAGAAGUGAUGGCCCAGGUGAUCGAGGUGAUUGAGGAGGCUGUGAAGGAGAUCGAACCCGUGUCUUCAGACAUCACGGCAACGUCAUGAGACGCUGAAGAUACAAGACUGAUGCCUGGGAGACGGACUGUCUGGACCAGGAUGUGAGUGAUGAGGGAGAGAGACAGAAGGAGGUUCUGCUCUGUGGUAACUCGCUGAGACCGGGCCUCACCCAUCCCGCCCAGAGACUGACUGACUGAGCUACAGCUCCGCCAUUCUCUCCAGCUCCCCUCCCACCCUCUGCUUCAUCCACCCAUCCUUCAACCCCAGUGUGACCACCUCACCCACCCACUCACCCACUCUCACAGACACACACUCAUGCAUGUCCUGUGCCUCAGAAGCGUCCCAUCUUGCUUGUAAUCAGUGCAGUGUAUGUUCAGCGUCUCACUUUCCUUUGCCCUCGUUGCACAGGAUGAGGACCAGGCUGAGUGUGUAUCUGUGCAUAUGUGUGUGUGCGUGCAAGUGCAUUUGUGUUUUUUUGUGUAUAGUAGCAAGAGUAAGAUGGUGUCAGAAGGGGAAGAGAUGGAGGAUUAUCUUGUAUAUUGUAUUUAUAUCCUUGCGUAUUCUUGCAUUGACCCAUACGUCUUUAUUGUUUCUUUUUUUCCCCCACUGUUAUUUUUUCCCCCAUUUGUUAUUUUAUGGACAUUGGUUCAUUUUCCCCCCCAAAAUCCCCAUAUUAAGCUGUGAUAUAUCAAGUAUUUUAUUAUGACAGUCAAUUUUAAGAUUGAAACAGUAAGACAUCUACAACGUUGUAUCUGGACAAUGAGAAUGUGACAUAGUUUCAUACAAACUGCUUUGAGUAUCACAGCUUUAAACUGUCUUAUUCAACUAUUAUUUACCAGUCUGUAGUAAUUACUACUAAGCCAUGGUACAAGUGCUACUCCACUGACAGAGACGCCAUCAGGAGCGCAGAUAGUGUGAUGACAUCUACCAGAAAUGUGCCACAUUUGUUUGUCAUGUUCUUCAAUCUGCACCCAAACAUAAACUCAAUAAGCUUCAUGUAGGUAAGAAACACAAUCACUGCCUGAUUCACUGUGAAAAAGACGUUGUUACUCAUUAUUUCAUGUAAUAAUACAAUAAAAUACUAUCACAACACACUCAUUUGAUAAUGUGGCCGAGGUAUCUGGUAAACUUGUAAACAAUAUAGAUGCCAAUUUUUGACACUGUGCUGACAUGUGCAUUUAAGAAACACUUAGAAAGCAUGUCAUGCUCACAGUGUUUAAAGGCCAUUUUUUCUGAGUUACUGUGUGACAUGUUAUAUUGAUGUGAAGCAGUUUGAACACUUUCUUUAUUGCGCUGUAUUUACAAUUACUGAUGGAAAGACGGUAUGUCGAUGCCCUCUACUGCUUACAAAAAGUAGUGCACCCUUUAUUCAUUGCUGUCAUUUUGACUUCAUGUAUGUUUUAACCAGGUUAAUAACGUAUGACAUAAUCUUCGUUCGGUUCAGUCUUAAGCUAGACCUGCACUAUGUCGUGUUGUUCACCGAGCAUGAUCUCGAGGGUCACUGGACUGGCACCAGGGAGGACGCAGACUGAUUGGUUGAUGAUGUUAAAGAGGCACAGACACCAACCCGCAUGGUACCAGAAAUAAAACAAAAGCUCAUUUUGCUCUUUAUUUAAAAACCAAAUCGAGUUAGGAUAAAUCAGGGAGUCAUGGUCUUUCCAUUGCUCAUGGGAUAAGACAUCAGUUGCAUCCAAUUAGAUUCCUAAAGCAUCUCCUCAGCUACUUUGAUUCAGGCAUCAAACCUCAGUUACAAAGUUAGGGCUUACUGUGCAGAUUUACUUUCAUACUUGCAUGUUUUAGGAAUGCCUGAAACACUCCUGACUCACUUGAUUCACUUUUACCACCAAAGUAAUCAUGUUACUAUGGGUUACACUUGUUUUUUUCUUAACGACUUUGUAAAAAAAAAAAACAAUCGCACCAUUUCAAUCAUUUUAAUAUCCUAUGAGCUGGACGUGAGUGCUUCUACAAUCCAUUGAAUCUAUUUUUUUGUGGCUGAUACAACAUCGUAGACUCACUUUUCACUCAGCUUCAUGACCAAACGAGUCAAGGAUCAGGAAGUCUGGACCCUUAUUUAGGUCACCACUUCACUUUACUUUGACUCCACAGGGUGUGACACAUCCACGAUAUAAUUGCUUUAUUUAAAAUACAUGAUUACAAAAAGACAGUGAACUAAAGACUUGCUAUUGUUGCAUAAUGUAAAGCAUUUAGGAGCAAAUCCCACCUGCUGUCCUCCCUGCUUUUUGUAACACUCAACUGUGAACCUGUUAACAUUUGUACAGAUUGUAUACCUACUGUAUGUACUUAAAUCAUAUUGUUGUAAUAUUAACUAAUAACCUGCAUCAAUUUAGCAUAAUAUUCAUGUAGCAUGGUCUUAAUUGUCUUUUAUAUUUUCCCAGCUGUUAAUAGUAAGGACUCAGAAACCUGUCUAUAUUUCAUUCAAUAAAGUUAGAGAAAAUUGC